Messenger RNA from Cololabis saira (Pacific saury), 2997 nucleotides. It is a transcript of the gene msh2, whose product is annotated as mutS homolog 2 (E. coli). Gene Ontology annotation, molecular function: ATP-dependent DNA damage sensor activity; ATP binding; mismatched DNA binding. The transcript has 16 exons. Gene Ontology annotation, cellular component: nucleus; MutSalpha complex. Gene Ontology annotation, biological process: mitotic recombination; mismatch repair; somatic recombination of immunoglobulin genes involved in immune response. NCBI's taxonomy places the organism in Eukaryota, Metazoa, Chordata, Actinopteri, Beloniformes, Belonidae. The record is from RefSeq and is a predicted model, not a curated record. Bases 14 to 2824 code for a protein of 936 amino acids.
GGGAGAUUCCAGCAUGGCGGUGCAACCGAAGCAGAACCUGUCCAUGGACAGCGCGGCCGAGCACGGCUUCCUCAACUUUAUCUUCUCCAUGCCGGAGAAGCCGGACACCACGUUUCGGAUCUUUGACCGCAACGACUACUACACCGUCCACGGGAAAGACGCCAUCUUUGCUGCGAAGGAGGUUUUUAAGACGAAUGGGGUCAUCAAGUACUUGGGAUCAGGAAGUCGGAAGCUGGAGGGUGUGAUCUUAAGCAAGCUGAACUUUGAGGCCUUUGUGAAGGACCUGCUGCUGGUGAGGCAGUACCGGGUGGAGGUGUACAGGAACCACAGCAAGAGCAGCAAGGAGCAGGACUGGAGGAUCGAGUACAAGGCAUCUCCUGGAAACUUGACUCAGUUUGAGGAGAUUCUGUUCGGCAGUGGAACCGGAGCGGAGGGCUGUGCCGGAGUUGUAGCGGUCCGGUUUGCAGCGGCAGCUGAUGGACAGCGUGUGGUCGGCGUCGGUUAUGUGGAUGCAGCCCAGAGGACGAUGGGAGUGUGUGAAUUUCCAGAUAACGAGAUCUUCUCCAACCUGGAGUCCCUGCUGGUCCAGAUCAGCCCUAAAGAGUGCCUGCUAAUUCAGGGUGAAAACAACACUGAUGGGAACAAGCUGCGGGAGGUAGUACAGCGUGGUGGCAUACUGGUCUCAGACAAAAAGAGAGCGGACUUCAGCAGCAAGGACAUCGUCCAAGAUCUCAACAGGCUGCUGAGAACCAAGAAAGGAGAGACGGUGGCAAGCAACACUCUGCCCGAGCUGGACAAGCAGGUGGCCAUGUCAUGUUUGGCUGCAGUGGUGCGUUUCCUGGAGCUGCUCUCUGAUGAGUCCAACUUCAACUCGUUUAGUCUCACCCCUCUGGACCUGGGUCAGUACAUGAGGCUGGACAACGCUGCUGUCCGGGCGCUUAAUCUCUUUCAGGGUUCUCCCGAUGACACGAGCGGGGCUCAUUCUUUGGCCGGUUUGUUGAACAAGUGCCGGACCCCGCAGGGGCAGCGGCUCGUCAACCAGUGGAUCAAACAGCCACUCAUGGACAAAACGAAAAUAGAAGAGAGGCUGGACCUCGUGGAGAGUUUUGUGUGCGACUCUGAACUGAGACAGACCUGCCAGGAGGAUUUGCUGCGGCGUUUCCCUGAUCUCCACCGCAUGGCCAAGAAGUUUCACCGCCACUCUGCCACGCUGCAGGACUGCUACCGCGUCUACCAGGCCGUGAGCCAGAUCCCCGGCCUCGUCGCGGCCCUGGAGGGGUACUCAGGCAGCUACGAGGUUUUGCUGCAGGCGGUGUUCACCUCUCCUCUCAGAGACCUGCAGAACGACUUCAUCAAGUACCAGGAGAUGAUCGAAACCACGCUGGACAUGAACCAGAUCGACCAUCAUGAGUUCCUGGUGAAGGCCUCGUUCGAUCCGGUGCUGAGUGAGCUGAGAGAAAAGAUGGAUGCGCUGGAAAAGAGCAUGCAAGCGGUGCUGAACAGUUCAGCUAGAGAGCUGGGUCUGGAUGCCGGUAAGACAGUGAAGCUGGAGUCCAACGCUAUGCUGGGUUUCUACCUGAGAGUCACGUGCAAGGAGGAGAAGAGCCUGAGGAACAACAAGAAGUUCACCACGCUGGACGUUCAGAAGAACGGCGUGCGCUUCACCAACAGUAAGCUGAGCUCUCUGAAUGAGGAGUACACCAAGAGCAAGGAGGAGUACGAGGAGGCCCAGAAUGCCAUCGUCAAGGAGAUCAUCAACAUUGCCUCAGGUUAUGUGGAUCCCCUUCAGGUGCUGAGCGACGUCAUAGCACAGCUGGAUGCUGUGGUGAGUUUUGCAGUGGCGUCCGUCUCGGCUCCGGUCCCGUACGUUAGGCCCCGCCUCCUGGAUGAAAGCUGCAGGCGUAUGGAGGUGCAGCAGGCCAGGCAUCCCUGCAUGGAGACGGACGCAGACACCGCCUUCAUACCUAACGACAUCACCUUCGUCCAGGGGAAGAAGAGCUUCUACAUCAUAACAGGACCAAAUAUGGGCGGGAAGUCGACAUUUAUCCGACAGGUGGGCGUGAUCGCUCUGAUGGCUCAGGUCGGCUGCUUCGUGCCGUGUGAGAAGGCGGAGCUCAGCGUGAUUGACAGCAUCCUGGCCAGAGUGGGAGCAGGAGACAGCCAAGUGAAAGGAGUCUCCACGUUCAUGUCAGAGAUGCUGGAGACAGCUGCCAUUCUGCGCUCGGCCACAGAAAAGUCCCUCAUCAUAAUCGACGAGCUCGGCAGAGGCACGUCCACCUACGACGGCUUCGGGCUGGCCUGGGCCAUCAGCGAGCACAUCGCCUCCAAAAUCUCCUGCUUUUGUCUCUUCGCCACUCACUUCCACGAGCUGACGGCGCUGGCAUCUCAGCAGUCCAGCGUCCAGAACCUGCACGUCACGGCCCUGACGACCCAAAACACCCUCACAAUGCUGUACAGAGUCAGACCAGGUGUGUGCGACCAAAGUUUUGGAAUCCACGUUGCCGAGUUGGCCUCCUUCCCUCCGUCGGUGCUGGCUGCGGCGAAGGAGAAGGCCGAGGAGCUGGAGGAGUUCCAGGAACCUGGAGGGGACCGGUCGGAGCGGGACGAGGAGCCUGAGGCCAAGAGACGGCGCUCAGACAAACAAGUGGCUGAAAGCCUCAUCGAGGACUUUCUGCAGAAGGUGAAGUCUCUUCCUGUUGCCUCGAUGACAGAAGAGGAGGUGAAGGUGGAGGUCAGGAGACUGAAGCAAGAGCUGGUUGCCAAAAACAACACGUACAUCGGUGGGCUCCUUGCUCGUUGCACUCCUGUAAAAACUAAAGUGUAGACCUACACCGUUUCCUCGACUAAGCCACACCAAUUAUCUACUGUCCAACACCAAUCGAGUGCUUAUAAUGUAUAGUUUUUCAAUAAAAAGUCCCUAGCGAGCUACACGUUAAUCUUGUGUCUUGAUGUCUGAUGGCUAUUAUUCAGCUUUGUUCUGUCUGGACCUGCUUGCUG